UGGCUCCUUAGAGAAAUUUUAAAAUUGCGAUUUCAAGUUGUCAUCUUUUUCUGUGACUGGGGAAAAAUAUCUGCACAGUAGCUCUCUAAAAUUUGGUGAUCUAUUUAACCUAUAUGUAGAGAGUGAAAACAAUAUUAUUCAGAAUGAAUUUUUCCACAGUUUACCGGCUUUUUCAUUUUUCAAGAAAUUCUAUAAUACCGAUUCAAUAUACAAUACAAACUAAAAAUUAUGCUAAACCAGUAAUCCAGGCAGGAAUGAAAAAACCAAGAAAAUCAAUGGUUGCUGUAGAGAAGAAAGUAUUACCUGUAGAAACAGAUGUUAAUAGACUCCUGACUUAUGUAUGUGGUACAAAUAUUUUUAAAGAAGGGGGAGAAGAUGUCAAGAUAAAGCCAGAUUCUGAGUAUCCUAGUUGGUUAUGGACUAUCAGAACUGGUCCUCCACCUUCUUUGGAAGAAUUAGAUCCAAAUACAAAACAGUAUUGGAGAAGGCUGCGAUUACUCGGAUUAAAAAGGAAUAAUAGAGAAAAAGCAACUAAAAAAUUUUAAUGUAUCAUGUAAAUAUGUAUUAUACACAUAUAUAAUUACAAUUUUAUCAGUGUUGAAUAUUAUUACUUUUAAAUUGUAAAUUAACAUGAAAGACGCAAUAAAUGAUAAAUAAAAAUAA
Molecule: messenger RNA, 663 nt
Organism: Cataglyphis hispanica
Lineage: Eukaryota; Metazoa; Arthropoda; Insecta; Hymenoptera; Formicidae
Gene: mRpL54
Product: 39S ribosomal protein L54, mitochondrial
Exons: 2
Coding region: 144-545 (133 amino acids)
Cellular component (GO): mitochondrial large ribosomal subunit
Molecular function (GO): structural constituent of ribosome
Source: RefSeq, a predicted model, not a curated record